Messenger RNA from Sphenostylis stenocarpa, 1905 nucleotides. The record is from the annotation of a GenBank genome assembly. NCBI's taxonomy places the organism in Eukaryota, Viridiplantae, Streptophyta, Magnoliopsida, Fabales, Fabaceae.
AUGCACAUAAGUUUAAUUCCAGUAGAACUACAGGAUCUAUGGGAUCUUUGGGGCCUAGAAACGCUUGUGCUAUUGAGUUUCACCAUUCAAGUGAUCCUCACAGUGUAUGGAAGCCGCAGAAAAGACAUCCCAGGUAUGUGGAUAAGGAUCACAGUUUGGUUGACCUAUUUGCUGUCUGCUUCUCUUGCAAAAAUCAUCAUAGGCAAGCUUACAGUAAUACCUGAAAGUGAUCCAAACGAACGCAACAUCAAACGAGAACUCAAGGCAUUGUUUGCGCCAUUGCUUCUUGUGCACAUUGGAAAUCCAGAUACCAUAACUGCAUACUCAAUUGAAGAUAACAGAUUGGGACUGAGGCAGUUGCUCACCCUUGUUCUCCAAGUAGCUGUGGUGAUUUGGAUCAUCAUAAAGAGUUGGACACAUUCAGAACUCUCUUUUCUCUACUUGCCAUUACUUAUAUCUGGAUUAAUCAAGCAUGGAGAAGUUGUUUGGGCUCUCAAGUCAGCACUUAGUAAAGGAUCGGGCAUAAUCACAGUUCAAGAGAUUGACCAAGAAGCUAACAUGCCUGCUCUAUUCAGAUUCCUUCCUGAGGAUAUUCCAAACAUAGAGUUGAUUUUAAAGGCGUAUUACCGGUUUAUCUCAUUGAAGCCUCAUCGUGAGCACUGGCUCUACCAGCCUCUAUAUGAAUCACUACCCCACAUGUCUAUAGAUGAGUAUGCUCCAGAAGACAUCUUCCACAUCACAGAUGCAGAACUGAGCUUCAUGUACGAUGUGUUAUACACCAAGGCACCUAUAAUCUACACCAAAGCAGGUUGUAUUCUUCGUGUGCUAAGCUUUUUCCAUUUGGUUAUAACAUUGUGUGGAUUUUCAGUCAUAUUUAGACAAGACUUUUCACGCCAUUGGAAAGCAUGUUUUAUAGUUGGGGUGUUAGGAGGAGCAGUUCUCAUGGAGGUAUACCAGAUUGCACAAUUGCCUUUCUCAGAUUGGGCCAUAAUUCAAAUGAUCGAGCACCAAGAUCUUCCAUUUAUGAUUCCAUGCCUGAGAAUUCUUGGACCCAGAGCCAGGAACUGGAAAAGGUGGUCAAACACAUUGCCACAGUUCAACUUGCUGAGCUUUUGCAUUCAUGACAAGCCAGUAAAGUGUGGAAAAAUUCUAAAAUUCCGGGGCAUUGACAUGGGGUUGAAAAAGAACAGGUGUAGGACACGCAUAAAUUUUCCCCAAGAAUUGAAAGCUCUGAUUGUGCAAGAAAUGAAAGAUAUUGAUGGAGACAGAAGACUAAAGCCUUUCAACCAAAGAGGGGAAUGGUCACUAGGCAGGUAUGGCUCCCACAACGAUAUCAAAUGGAGUGUUAAACGAGACUUCGAUAAGAGCAUCACAAUAUGGCACAUUGCAACAGAUAUAUGCUACCAUUCAGAUGCUCAAUGCAAUGCUUCAAGCUCCAAAGUCCAAAUGACCAGAUUAUUGUCCAAUUACAUGAUGUACCUCCUAGCUAUGCGUCCUCAUAUGUUGUCCACUACCACUGCCACGAUAGUAUUUCAACACGCCUGUGAUAAACUGAAGGGUUUGUUGGCAGAGAAAGAACAAUCUGUAAAAGAUGAAAAAGAAGCAUGUAGGAUUCUGAGAAUGGAAAGAGUUCCACAGUAUUUACAUUCAGAUAGGAAAUUAGAAACUGUUGUCACAUCAAAAUGGCACAUGCUUAGGGAUGCUCAGAGACUGGCUAGGAAUUUGAUGCUAAGGGAGAACAGAUGGCAUAUCAUGUGCAGCGUGUGGGUGGAGAUGUUGUGUUAUGCUGCAGCUAAUUGCUCUAUAGAUUAUCAUUCUGAACAAAUAAGGAGAGGUGGAGGUUUGAUAACACAUGUUUGGAUUCUUUUAGCUCACAAAACUGAUAAAUAUCACAUCAGUGACUAG